UGGCAACACAUCUCGUAUCCUAAGAAAACUGCGCAUGCGCAAUAUUGUCUGUUUGGAUAUGGUGAAGCGUAUUGCAAAUACUUAGGAAGCUUUGGAAUACCAAAAUUUCAAAUUGAGGAGGCAUAAAAAAUGUCUAUUUUUGAGGAUCAUACUCAUUUGGGCUUUAUAAAUGAUAGGAUAAAAAAAGCUGAAAAAAGAUUGGAGCAAAAUCCAUAUGAUGUUGAAGCAUGGAGUAUUAUUGUAAGGGAUGCUCAGAACAAGAAAAUUGAUGAAGCUCGGCCAUAUUAUGAGAAGCUAGUUGUACAGUUUCCAAGUGCUGGAAGAUAUUGGAAGUUAUACAUCGAACAUGAGAUGAAAUCAAGAAAUUAUGAGAGAGUUGAAAAGUUGUUUACUCGAUGCCUUGUUAAAGUUUUAAAUAUUGAUUUGUGGAGGACUUAUUUAAGUUAUGUAAAAGAGACUAAAGGAUCCCUACCUUCAUAUAGAGAAAAAAUGGCUCAAGCAUAUGAUUUUGCUUUAGAGAAGAUGGGUAUGGACAUUAUGUCCUAUCCAAUUUGGAAUGAUUAUAUUACAUUCUUGAAAAAUGUGGAAGCUGUUGGAAGUUAUGCUGAAAAUCAAAGAAUAACAGCUGUGAGGAAGGUUUAUCAGAGAGGCAUUGUGAACCCUAUGACAAACAUUGAACAACUUUGGAAAGAUUAUGUCAGCUACGAGCAGAGUAUUAAUCCUAUCAUAGCUGAUAAAAUGAUUCAAGAUAGGAGUAGGGACUACAUGAACGCUCGCAGAGUUGCUAAAGAGUACGAAGCGGUCACGAGAGGCUUAAAUCGCAAUGCACCUUCUACACCUCCUCAAGGGUUACCUGAAGAAGUUAAGCAG
This is a messenger RNA of Stegodyphus dumicola, 870 nucleotides long. It is a transcript of the gene su(f), whose product is annotated as cleavage stimulation factor subunit su(f). NCBI's taxonomy places the organism in Eukaryota, Metazoa, Arthropoda, Arachnida, Araneae, Eresidae. Gene Ontology annotation, cellular component: nucleus. The record is from RefSeq and is a predicted model, not a curated record. Gene Ontology annotation, molecular function: protein binding; mRNA binding. Gene Ontology annotation, biological process: mRNA 3'-end processing.